GGUGAACGACACGGCCUCGCGCGCGGUGGGCCAGGCCUUCUUCAACGUCAUCCAGGUGCCCUGCUUCGAGUUCACCUACAGGGAGGAGUGUGUGGAGCCCUAUCUCUAUGUCUGGUGCAGGGCGUACAACACGGUGGCUGUGGCGGUGCCCCGAGAGCCGGUGCUGUAUGAGUUUGGGGGAGAGCUCAUCGACAGGGCAGCCAGGCCCAGGGGAGUCCCCCUGAGCCCCCCGUGGGAUCAUCAUGAGCUCCCAGGGGAUCAUCACACCGGGACAGCCCCCAAGGCAGGCAAGAAAGAGAGGAAGAGGAAGAAAGAUAAGAAGAAUAAGGGGAAAGGUCUGAAAAAGAAAGGCUCUUCUGAAAAGAGGGUGCGGAGCCAUCCUGCUGGCCCUGCUGAUCCCUGGGCCCUGCUGCCAUCAUCCAACACCAUCCUGAGCGAUGCCCCAGCACGGGAGGGAGCGGGCAGGGAGCCAGUGCCAGCCACUCCCUCCCCUGUCCCCACCACCAGCGGGAAGAGGAGGAGGAAGGAGAGGAACAGAAAGAAGAGGCUGAAAAGUAAAACUGAGGCUGAGCCUGCACGAGAGCUGCAGCUCUGAGUCCUCCCUGAGCCCUGCACGGGUCCUGGCUGUGAAAUAAAUUCACAUCUGCUCAAGCA
This is a messenger RNA of Zonotrichia albicollis (white-throated sparrow), 654 nucleotides long. The record is from RefSeq and is a predicted model, not a curated record. NCBI's taxonomy places the organism in Eukaryota, Metazoa, Chordata, Aves, Passeriformes, Passerellidae.